AGAAGGGAAAAGUUCUCCUCAGAGACCGGCUUUGGGGAGGGGAGAGGGGAAGGAAGAGUAGCUCCUUCUUCUUCUUCUUCUUUUUUUUUCUUCCAUUCUUAAAAAGCUUCUUUCUCUUCACCCAAGCCUCACUGUCCCUCUCCGGCUCUAGCUCUCUCCAUAUAAACCCUCAAGAUUAUGUCAAUUGGUUAGAGCCAGCCGGGAAUUUCGUGCGGGUGCUGAAGGAGCUGCGGGAGCCGGAGAAGAAUGAAACUGCGUGGAGUCAGCCUGGCUGCCGGCUUGUUCUUACUGGCCCUGAGUCUUUGGGGGCAGCCUGCAGAGGCUGCGGCUUGCUAUGGGUGUUCUCCAGGAUCAAAGUGUGACUGCAGUGGCAUAAAAGGGGAAAAGGGAGAGAGAGGGUUUCCAGGUUUGGAAGGACACCCAGGAUUACCUGGAUUUCCAGGUCCAGAAGGGCCUCCAGGGCCUCGGGGACAAAAGGGUGAUGAUGGAAUUCCAGGGCCACCAGGACCAAAAGGAAUCAGAGGUCCUCCUGGACUUCCUGGAUUUCCAGGGACACCAGGUCUUCCUGGAAUGCCAGGCCAUGAUGGGGCCCCAGGACCUCAAGGUAUUCCUGGAUGCAAUGGAACCAAGGGAGAACGUGGAUUUCCAGGCAGUCCCGGUUUUCCCGGUUUACAGGGUCCUCCAGGACCCCCUGGGAUCCCAGGUAUGAAGGGUGAACCAGGUAGUAUAAUUAUGUCAUCACUGCCAGGACCAAAGGGUAAUCCAGGAUAUCCAGGUCCUCCUGGAAUGCAAGGCCUACCUGGUCCCACUGGUAUACCAGGGCCAAUUGGUCCCUCAGGACCACCAGGUUUGAUGGGCCCUCCUGGUCCACCAGGACUUCCAGGACCAAAGGGGAAUAUGGGCUUAAAUUUCCAGGGACCCAAGGGUGAAAAGGGUGAGCAAGGUCUUCAGGGCCCACCUGGGCCACCUGGGCAGAUCAGUGAACAGAAAAGACCAAUUGAUGUAGAGUUUCAGAAAGGAGAUCAGGGACUUCCUGGUGACCGAGGGCCUCCUGGACCUCCAGGGAUACGUGGUCCUCCAGGUCCCCCAGGUGGUGAGAAAGGUGAGAAGGGUGAGCAAGGAGAGCCAGGCAAAAGAGGUAAACCAGGCAAAGAUGGAGAAAACGGCCAACCAGGAAUUCCUGGUUUGCCUGGUGAUCCUGGUUACCCUGGUGAACCCGGAAGGGAUGGUGAAAAGGGCCAAAAAGGUGACAUUGGCCCACCUGGACCUCCUGGACUUGUAAUUCCUAGACCUGGGACUGGUAUAACUAUAGGAGAAAAAGGAAACAUUGGGUUGCCUGGCUUGCCCGGGGAAAAAGGAGAGCGAGGAUUUCCUGGAAUACAGGGUCCACCUGGCCUUCCUGGACCUCCAGGGGCUGCAGUUGUGGGUCCUCCUGGCCCUCCUGGAUUUCCUGGAGAAAGGGGUCAGAAAGGUGAUGAAGGACCACCUGGAAUUUCCAUUCCUGGACCUCCUGGACUUGAUGGACAGCCUGGGGCUCCUGGGCUUCCAGGGCCUCCUGGCCCUCCUGGACCUCACAUCCCUCCUAGUGAUGAGAUAUGUGAAGCAGGCCCUCCAGGCCCCCCAGGAUCUCCAGGUGAUAAAGGACUCCAAGGAGAACAAGGAAUGAAAGGUGACAAAGGUGACACUUGCUUCAACUGCAUUGGAACUGGUAUUUCAGGGCCUCCAGGUCAACCUGGUUUGCCAGGUCUCCCAGGUCCUCCAGGAUCCCUUGGUUUCCCUGGACAGAAAGGUGAAAAAGGACAAGCUGGUGCAACUGGUUCCAAAGGAUUACCAGGCAUUCCAGGAGCUCCAGGUGCUCCAGGCUUUCCUGGAUCUAAAGGUGAACCUGGUGAUAUCCUCACUUUUCCAGGAAUGAAGGGUGACAAAGGAGAGUUGGGUUCCCCUGGAGCUCCAGGGCUUCCUGGUUUACCUGGCACUCCUGGACAGGAUGGAUUGCCAGGGCUUCCUGGCCCGAAAGGAGAGCCUGGUGGAAUUACUUUUAAGGGUGAAAGAGGUCCCCCUGGGAACCCAGGUUUACCAGGCCUCCCAGGGAAUAUAGGGCCUAUGGGUCCUCCUGGUUUUGGCCCUCCAGGCCCAGUAGGUGAAAAAGGCAUACAAGGUGUGGCAGGAAAUCCAGGCCAGCCAGGAAUACCAGGUCCUAAAGGGGAUCCAGGUCAGACUAUAACCCAGCCAGGGGAGCCUGGCUUGCCUGGUAACCCAGGCAGAGAUGGUGAAGUAGGUCUUCCAGGUGACCCUGGACUCCCAGGGCAACCAGGCUUGCCAGGGAUACCUGGUAGCAAAGGAGAACCAGGUAUCCCUGGAAUUGGGCUUCCUGGACCACCUGGUGCCAAAGGCUUUCCUGGAAUUCCAGGACCUCCAGGAGCACCUGGGACACCUGGAAGAAUUGGUCUAGAAGGCCCUCCUGGGCCACCUGGCUUUCCAGGACCGAAGGGUGAACCAGGAUUUGCAUUACCUGGGCCACCUGGGCCACCAGGACUUCCAGGUUUCAAAGGAACACUUGGUCCAAAAGGUGAUCGUGGUUUCCCAGGACCUCCAGGUCCUCCAGGACGCACUGGCAUAGAUGGGCUCCCUGGACCAAAAGGUGAUGUUGGACCAAAUGGACAACCUGGACCAAUGGGACCUCCUGGGCUGCCAGGAAUAGGUGUUCAGGGACCACCAGGACCACCAGGGAUUCCUGGGCCAAUAGGUCAACCUGGUUUACAUGGAAUACCAGGAGAGAAGGGGGAUCCAGGACCUCCUGGACUUGAUGUUCCAGGACCCCCAGGUGAAAGAGGCAGUCCAGGGAUCCCUGGAGCACCUGGUUCUAUAGGACCUCCAGGAUCACCAGGGCUUCCAGGAAAAGCAGGUGCCUCUGGAUUUCCAGGUGAUGAUGGCUUGCAGGGUCAGCCAGGACUUCCUGGCCCUGCAGGAGAAAAAGGUAGUAAAGGAGAGCCUGGCCUUCCAGGCCCUCCUGGACCAAUGGAUCCAAAUCUUCUGGGCUCAAAAGGAGAGAAGGGGGAACCUGGCUUACCAGGUAUACCUGGAGUUUCAGGGCCAAAAGGUUAUCAGGGCUUGCCUGGAGACCCAGGGCAACCUGGACUGAGUGGACAACCUGGAUUACCAGGACCACCAGGUCCCAAAGGUAACCCUGGUCUCCCUGGACAGCCAGGUCUUAUAGGACCUCCUGGACUUAAAGGAACCAUCGGCGAUAUGGGUUUUCCAGGGCCUCAGGGUGUGGAAGGGCCUCCUGGACCUCCUGGAGUUCCUGGACAGCCUGGCUCCCCAGGAUUACCUGGACAGAAAGGAGACAAAGGUGAUCCUGGUAUUUCAAGCAUUGGUCUUCCAGGUCUUCCUGGUCCAAAGGGUGAGCCUGGUCUGCCUGGAUACCCAGGGAACCCUGGUAUCAAAGGUUCUGUGGGAGAUCCUGGUUUGCCUGGAUUACCAGGAACCCCUGGAGCAAAAGGACAACCAGGCCUUCCUGGAUUCCCAGGAACCCCAGGCCCUCCUGGACCAAAAGGUAUUAGUGGCCCUCCUGGGAACCCUGGCCUUCCAGGAGAAACUGGUCCUGUAGGUGGUGGAGGUCGUCCUGGGCAACCAGGGCCUCCAGGCGAAAAAGGCAAACCUGGUCAAGAUGGUAUUCCUGGACCAGCUGGACAGAAGGGUGAACCAGGUCAACCAGGCUUUGGAAACCCAGGACCCCCUGGACUUCCAGGACUUUCUGGCCAAAAGGGUGAUGGAGGAUUACCUGGAAUUCCAGGAAAUCCUGGCCUUCCAGGUCCAAAGGGCGAACCAGGCUUUCAUGGUUUCCCUGGUAUGCAGGGUCCCCCAGGCCCUCCUGGUUCUCCGGGUCCAGCUCUGGAAGGACCUAAAGGCAACCCUGGGCCCCAAGGUCCUCCUGGGAGACCAGGUCCUACAGGUUUUCAAGGUCUACCAGGUCCGGAAGGUCCCCCAGGUCUCCCUGGAAAUGGAGGUAUUAAAGGAGAGAAGGGAAACCCAGGCCAACCUGGGCUACCUGGCUUGCCUGGUUUGAAAGGAGAUCAAGGACCACCAGGACUCCAGGGUAAUCCUGGUCGGCCAGGUCUCAAUGGAAUGAAAGGAGAUCCUGGUCUCCCUGGUGUUCCAGGAUUCCCAGGCAUGAAAGGACCCAGUGGAAUACCUGGAUCAGCUGGUCCUGAGGGGGAACCGGGACUUACUGGUCCUCCAGGUCCUCCUGGAUUACCUGGUCCUUCAGGACAGAGUAUCAUAAUCAAAGGAGAUGCUGGUCCUCCAGGAAUCCCUGGACAACCUGGGUUAAAAGGUCUACCAGGACCCCAAGGACCUCAAGGUUUACCAGGUCCAACUGGCCCUCCAGGAGAUCCUGGACGCAAUGGACUCCCUGGCUUUGAUGGUGCAGGAGGGCGCAAAGGAGACCCAGGUCUGCCAGGACAGCCAGGUACUCGUGGUUUGGAUGGUCCCCCCGGGCCAGAUGGAUUGCAAGGUCCCCCAGGUCCCCCUGGAACCUCCUCUAUUGCACAUGGAUUUCUUAUUACACGCCACAGCCAGACAACGGAUGCACCACAAUGCCCGCAGGGAACACUUCAGAUCUAUGAAGGCUUUUCUCUCCUGUAUGUACAAGGAAAUAAAAGAGCCCAUGGUCAAGACUUGGGGACGGCUGGCAGCUGCCUUCGUCGCUUUAGUACCAUGCCUUUCAUGUUCUGCAACAUCAAUAAUGUUUGCAACUUCGCUUCAAGAAAUGACUAUUCUUACUGGCUCUCUACCCCAGAGCCCAUGCCAGUGAGCAUGCAACCCCUAAAGGGCCAGAGCAUCCAGCCAUUCAUUAGUCGAUGUGCAGUAUGUGAAGCUCCAGCUGUGGUGAUCGCAGUUCACAGUCAGACGAUCCAGAUUCCCCGUUGUCCUCAGGGAUGGGAUUCUCUGUGGAUUGGUUAUUCCUUCAUGAUGCAUACAAGUGCAGGGGCAGAAGGCUCAGGUCAAGCCCUAGCCUCUCCCGGUUCCUGCUUGGAAGAGUUUCGUUCAGCUCCCUUCAUCGAAUGUCAUGGGAGGGGUACCUGUAACUACUAUGCCAACUCCUACAGCUUUUGGCUGGCAACUGUAGAUGUGUCAGACAUGUUCAGUAAACCUCAGUCAGAAACACUGAAAGCAGGAGACUUGAGGACACGAAUUAGCAGAUGUCAAGUAUGCAUGAAGAGGACAUAACAUUUUGAAGAAUUCCUUGUGUGUUUUAAAGUGUGAUAUAUAUAUAUACAUAUAUAUAUAUAUAUAAAUAUAUAAAAUUCCUAGGAUGCAAUGUCUCAUUGUCCCCAACUUUACUACUGCUGCCGUCAAUGGUGCUACUACAUAUGAUCAAGAUAACAUGCUGACUAGUAACCAUGAAGAUUCAGAUGUACCUCAGCAAUGCAACAGAGCAAGGUCUCUAUUAUUUUUCUACUAAAGAAAUAAGAAAGUGAAUUUACUUUUUGGGUCCAGAAUGAUUUUCUCCAAGAAUUAUAAGAUGAAAAUUAUAUAUUUUGCCCAGUUACUAAAAUGAUACAUUAAAAAUUCAGUUAAGAGAAGAGUUACACUGAGUAAAAUAGAAGACUGCAGUUUGUAGGAAGAAUUAUUUUUCAUGGUGCUACUAAUCCUGCUGUAUCCCAGGUUUUUAAUAUAAAGGUGUUAAGCCUAUUUUGCUUUGUAAGUAAAGGAUGUGUAUAUUGUGAACAGCCUUUUAGCUCAAAAUGUUGAGUCAUUUACAUAUGACAUAGCAUGAAUCACCUUUUACAGAAAAUGUAGGAAACCUUAGAAUACAGACAGCAAUAUUUUAUAUUCAUGUUUAUCGAAGUGAGAGAAUUUAUAUUCCUACAUCAAGUUACUACUGAGAGUAAAUUUAUUUUGAGUUUUAUCCCCUAAGUUCUGUUUUAAUUUUUUUAAAAAACAAACCCUUUUAGUCACUUUAAUCAGAAUUUUAAAUGUUCAUGUUACAUACCAAAUUAUAAUAUCUAAUGGAGGAAUUUGUCUUUUGCUAUAUUCUCCAAGAUUAUCUCUUAAGACCAUAUGCCCCCUGUUUUAAUGUUUCUUACAUCUUGUUUUUACUCAUUUCUGACUGGACAAAGUUCUUCCAAACAAUUCUGAGAAACAAAGCACACACACAGAAUUAACAAUUCUCUUCCCUGUGCUGCUUAUGUAAGAAUCUUCCUGUGGUCUCUGCUUGUACAAAACUGGGAAACAACACUUGGUUAGUCUCUUUUAAGUUACAAAAAGCCAAUUGAUGUUUCUUAUUCUUUUUAAAUUUUAAAUACUUUAUUAUAAAUAUUCACAGGAUACCUUAUUUCCCUAGCUGUCGUCUUCUCACUUAAUGUUUUUUAAAUCCACCAAUAUAAAUUUAAUUAAAGAUAUAUGUUGUAAGGAU
Mandrillus leucophaeus (drill) is the source of this 6421-nucleotide messenger RNA. RefSeq names its product collagen, type IV, alpha 5 (gene COL4A5). The record is from RefSeq and is a predicted model, not a curated record. Bases 247 to 5232 code for a protein of 1661 amino acids. The transcript has 52 exons. Gene Ontology annotation, molecular function: extracellular matrix structural constituent. NCBI's taxonomy places the organism in Eukaryota, Metazoa, Chordata, Mammalia, Primates, Cercopithecidae. Gene Ontology annotation, cellular component: collagen trimer; basement membrane.